This is a messenger RNA of Pseudomyrmex gracilis, 1203 nucleotides long. RefSeq lists its product as uncharacterized. NCBI's taxonomy places the organism in Eukaryota, Metazoa, Arthropoda, Insecta, Hymenoptera, Formicidae. The record is from RefSeq and is a predicted model, not a curated record. Bases 1 to 1203 code for a protein of 400 amino acids. The transcript has a single exon.
AUGAAUGCAGAAGACGAGAAAAUGAUCUCGGAGCAGCUGCAAUUGAUAGGAAGUAAACAGGCCGUGUUGCAGCAUACUAUAAAAACUCAAUUACAAGUAGUUAAUGCCACGAUUGCUCACGUAGACGACGUAGAAAAUAUUCUAGAAAGAAAUGAGAAUAAGCUGCGUGAAGCAGUAGAGAAAAUAACUCAGAAAGUUGAUGACUACGCACAACAACAAGAGCUGAGGGACUAUUUCCUUGAGCUGGGCAGUUUACUAUCGGAAAUGGAACUCGAUGCCGAAGGAAUAAUUGAGUACGUUACCGACGUGCACACUAAAUUUGCAAAAUUAGAAGUGGUGCCACUAGAGCAAAUUAUACAUAGCCUGAAGGAGGCGAACAAUCAGUUCAUGCGAGACCUGCGUUUUCCUUUUGCUGUGAUUCUAGAAAACUGGUUAGAAAGUAAAAGGUUUGUCACGGUUAGUGUCUAUUGCAAGGACUCAAAUAUAUUUACGGUUGUUAAGUUUCCAUUGAUCAAUUCCGGUAGUUACAAUGUGUACAGGGUAAUACCCUUACCAGUACAUGAACGGGACAACGUAUUCGCGGCGGUGCGAGUCAAGCACCCGGUAGUAGCGAUUGACACAAAUCGUCAAACGUACUUUAUACUUAGUGAAACACAGUGGAAUAAUUGUAUAAGCGUACAAGAUCAUUAUGUGUGUAAAAAUGUGGAUUCAAUGUAUCGAUUCUCGCAGGGAACGCCCUGCGAGUUACAAAUGUUUGUAAACGAGGAUGGUAAAUACGAAGACUGUGAAAUCGACCACAUGGUUUCUAACCAAACUAUUUGGGUACGAUUAACAAAGGCGCGCGUAUGGUUGUUCUCAAUUUUGAAAAAAGAAACUUUGCGGGUUACGUGCGAAAAUAAGUCGGAAAGAAUAGAGGUCAUAUCCGGAGUCAGAGAAAUAGAGCUGCCGGAGCAAUGCGAGUUGACCACAGCAAGUAUCAUAGUGCGAACUAAUCAAGUAGUUAAGGGCGUAGGAAUAAAUACGUUCUUACCGCGUUUUAAUAUCACGGCACCAAGAAAAAGGGAACAUGUGAAUAAUAACGGCAUGGAACUGGAAGACGUAACACGGAACAAGGUGCAGUUGCGACGCAACUUACGGAAGAAAAUGAUCUUGCUGAUUACACGUUUUAUAAGCAGCCGCACUUUAUUCUUCCGACUUUGGUAA